Pelagomonas calceolata is the source of this 1231-nucleotide messenger RNA. NCBI's taxonomy places the organism in Eukaryota, Pelagophyceae, Pelagomonadales, Pelagomonadaceae. The record is from the annotation of a GenBank genome assembly.
CGCCGCGGUCCGCGGAGGCUAAGUCUACAAAUAAGCAAAUAAUCAUACAUCACAAAAAAGAGUACUUUUGCCUUCAUCACGCCAAAGUGGUUAAAGCCCUUGGAUUUAGCCCGGCCCUAGCGCUGUGGUCCAGAGACCAUGAGCCGCGAAACCGACGACGCCUUGCGGCAGGCCAUCGCCGCGAGCCUGGCGGACCAGGCGUCCCAGGACGCCGACGACGACCUGCGGCAGGCGCUGGAGGCGUCGAAGCAGGAGACGCCAUCGGAGCCGCCAAAGGACAUCGACGCGCUGACGGCCCAGGAGCGCGACGCCUUGACGAUCGACCAGCUCAACGGCAUCCUCAAAGAAGUGGAGACGACGCAGCCCAUGGUGGGCGAGCGGACGGGCGUCCGGGAGGCGCUCGGCGCCGAGUACGCCGACAACCCGCAGAGGGGCUUUUCCGAGGGCAUCGCGAGGCUGGACGAAACGUACGCGUCGCUGCGCCGCGUCCGAAAGGACGGCAACUGCUUUUAUCGGGCGUUUCUGUACCGCUACCUGGAAGAGCUGGUGCAGAGGAAUUUUGACGUGCCGCGGCCCCCCACUGGCAGCGGGAGCGCUGGCGGGGGCUGCGCCGAGCUGAGGCGCAUCCGAACCGUCGCGAAGGACUCGAAGGCGGCGCUGUUGAAGGUGGGCUUCGAGGAAAUCGUCGUCGACUCGUUCUGGGAGACCUUCUGCGAGCUCCUGGACAAUCUCCCGGAGACGUCGCCCCGAAGGCUCCACGAGCUCAUGACCGAGGAGGGCAACGACGUCACUUCCGUCGUCUGGUUCCUGCGCAUGCUGACGUCGGGCCGCAUCAAGGCGCACGCCGACCGCUUCGCGCCGUUCAUCGGCGACGACUUCGCCGACGUCGAGCGCUUCUGCCAGGUCGAGGUCGAGCCCGUGAACGUGGAGUGCGACCAGGUCCAGAUCAUCGUACUGACCCGCGCGGAAAUCAAAAUUUUACGGCGGCGCCCGACUCGCGGACUGAUUUCCGCCGCGCAGGCGCUGACCGAGGCCCUCGGCGUGGCCGUCGCCAUCGAGUACCUCGACGCGUCCGGCGCGCCGUCGCGCGUCGUCUUUCCCGACGGCGGCGAGCCGUCCGUCACGCUGCUCUACCGGCCGGGACACUACGAUAUUCUCUACGACAGGUGAGGUCUUUUUGGCUGGCUUACUUACGGGAAGUACCAAGUAAAUAGUUUAGUGUAACACCGCA